Molecule: messenger RNA, 726 nt
Organism: Rhizopus microsporus ATCC 52813
Lineage: Eukaryota; Fungi; Mucoromycota; Mucoromycetes; Mucorales; Rhizopodaceae
Exons: 1
Coding region: 40-693 (217 amino acids)
Source: RefSeq, a predicted model, not a curated record
AUUUAUUGUUUUUCUUCUCUAUUUUAUUUUACACAUAAUAUGAACUCUUUAACUAAAUCUGUCGCUGUAUUCGGUCGUGCUACCAAGCAAGUCUACUUUACUCCUGCUGCAUCACUUCAUGUAUCCUCUUUACUUGCUCGUGAAUCCGUCGUUGACAAGGCCAAGAAUGUGGCUGACCGGGUAAACAAGAAGACCGGUGAAAAGUUGAGCGACGUUCUCGAAGGUGCCGAAAAGGUAACAGAAACUGCUACUCAUCAAGCCCAAAAAGUCAAGGACAAGGCUGCCCAUUUGACAGAUGAUGCCAUGCACGAAGCUGACAAACGUACUCCUUCCGAAAAGACAAUCUUAGAAACUUUAAAGGGUGGUGUUGAAGCCGCAAAGGAAGCUGUUGGUCUUGGUUCAAAGAAGGCAAGCCAUGCUGCUGAAGAAUUCAAAGAUGAAGCAGCCACAAAAGCCAAGCGUGUUAUGCACAGUGUUGAUGAAGCCUCUGAUAAAGCAAGUAACGCUGCUCACCACGCAAAGAAAACGGCAGGUAGCGUCGCUGAUGAUGUCAAGGCCAAGGCAAACGAAACUGCUCGUGAUGCACGCGAUACAACCACAAAUGUUGCUUAUGAAGCUCAAAACAAGGCUGCUAAUGCUGCUACGGGUGCAAAGGAAAAGGCAAAGAAGGCUGCUGACUCUAUGGGACACUAAAUUUUGUAUUUAUUUCGUGUAUUUUGUUUCUUU